Molecule: messenger RNA, 399 nt
Organism: Fusarium poae
Lineage: Eukaryota; Fungi; Ascomycota; Sordariomycetes; Hypocreales; Nectriaceae
Exons: 3
Coding region: 1-399 (132 amino acids)
Source: RefSeq, a predicted model, not a curated record
AUGAAGUUCUCAAUCCUCACUCUUGCCGCAGCUGUCCCUGCUCUUGCUGCCACCGUUCCCGCUUCUGCCAAUACUGCUCAAGUUGACAAGCGCGCCAACUGCAAGCUGACCCUCCAAUGGCUCGACAACUGGAGUGAAGAUGCCUUGAGAAGAUACCGAGUGCAGCUCAUCACUGAGCCGCGAAAUGAUGACCACAUUCAUAAAUACUGCGAGCUCUUGAAGGCAGAUUCCUACGGUGUUCGCAACACGCAAUGCUUCUGGACAGAUGACGGAAAGUAUGUCAUUGACGACAGUGAAGGUGAAGGCGAGCCCGGUCAUACUCUGUACUUGAAGUACUUCGGAAACGCUGCGAAAUACUUUGAAUGGGCCACUGGGUGUGACACUGUUCGAAACCUUUAA